GUGCAUUUGUUUGUGUUUGCAACUUUUCAUAAAGAAAACGGAAAUGCACUUUGAUUUAGUAGGAUAUUGAACAGCCAUUACAAAUAACCAGAAAUAAAAUCCGAUUACUUAUAUCUUAAUGCAAUCAUGCUUUUUUCAAUUGUCAGACUUCCGCGCGCUUUUGUUUGUCAGUUGCGUUUACAAUCGCAUUUCCAGCGUGAAUAUAGUAGUGGUUAAGAGAAUAAAUUUUUAUAGAUUAAUUAUUUGUGAAAUAUAAAAGUAUUGCAAUCAUUUGGCACAUAUUUGUUAAGAUGUCAAGUCCUGCUCCUACACCAGAAGGUGCUGCACCUUCACCAAGAGGUCAGGGUGAACGCACACCAACACGAAACCCUGUAGCGCAGGAUACAACAGACACGCCAAUGCGUAUGGGUCCCACCACCCAGCGACAGAGUCAACAACCAUCGGAAAUAAGCUUGCCACCAACUUCGCCGGGUGGCUUAAGCUUGCCCGCAACAAGUCCUGCCCGAGGAUUGGGCAUGAGUGAAAUCGACUUAAGCUCACCGUUGAACUAUGGCACACCAAGCUCUAUAGGGUCUAUACGUACACCACGUUCAGGUAUACGUGGUACACCACUGCGUGCACGUCCUGAUAUACGCACGGAUAAGCGAAUGCGUCAAGUGGCAAUUGGUACAGCGGGUGCUGGUUUAGAACCAAUUGCUGAGAAACCAUCUGAAGGCACCGAUACCGUGUCUGAAUCAUCUGCUACACCGCAGAUGGUUGUUUGGGGUACCAAUGUGGUUGUACAUCAAUGUAAACAGAAAUUUAAGGUUUUCCUAAUGCGUUAUAUCGAUCCGGAUGUUGAGCGUGAUGAAAUAUCCGAAAAUAUCGAUAUAAAUCAGCCAAUAUAUAUGCAGAAACUAGAAGAAAUCCACACACUAGAAGAACCAUAUUUAAAUGUAAAUUGCGCCCAUUUAAAGACUUUUGAUGAAGCUCUAUACCGCCAAUUGAUUUGCUAUCCUCAAGAAGUUAUACCUGCUUUUGACAUGGCAGUGAACGAAAUGUUCUUCGAGCGCUAUCCAGCAGCUGUGUUGGAACAUCAGAUUCAAGUACGACCAUUUAACGCAGAUAAGACACGCAACAUGCGUUCCCUUAAUCCAGAGGAUAUGGAUCAACUUCUGAGUAUUUGUGGCAUGGUUAUACGUACCUCCGGAGUUAUACCCGAAAUGCGUGAAGCUUUCUUUAAAUGCAUCAUAUGUGCUUUUUGCACAACAGUAGAAGUUGAUCGCGGUCGUAUUGCACAACCAACACUAUGCACAAAUUGUAAUACCAAUCAUUGUUUCCGUUUAGUACACAAUCGUUCAGAAUUUACUGAUAAACAAUUGAUAAAAUUACAAGAGUCGCCGGAUGACAUGGCUGCGGGCCAAACUCCACACAAUGUGCUACUCUAUGCACACAAUGAUUUGGUUGACAAAGUACAGCCUGGUGAUCGCGUAACAGUAACUGGUAUAUACCGUGCUGUGCCCAUGAAAGACAGGGGUCGUAAUAUUAAGAGUGUGUACAAAACGCAUAUUGACGUGGUACAUUACCGUAAAGUUGAUAGUAAUCGCUUGUAUGAGGAUGAAGAGGGAAAAACUCACAUUUUUUCACCGGAACGAGUGGAGUUACUACAUAUGCUGUCACAAAAACCAGACAUUUACGAUCGGUUGUCGCGAGCUAUUGCUCCUUCCAUUUAUGAGAACGAUGACAUUAAGAAAGGUAUUUUACUACAAUUGUUUGGUGGGACAACAAAGAAACAAUCAACUUUGGGCAGACAGAAUUUCAGAGCAGAGAUCCACUUGCUUUUGUGUGGUGAUCCUGGUACAUCCAAGUCCCAAUUAUUACAAUAUGUUUACAAUUUGGUGCCGCGAUCACAGUACACAUCAGGCCGAGGUUCUUCUGCAGUUGGCCUAACGGCUUAUGUAACAAAGGAUCCGGAAACGCGCCAACUGGUUUUGCAAACUGGUGCGCUCGUAUUGGCUGAUAAUGGAGUCUGUUGUAUCGAUGAGUUUGACAAAAUGAAUGAUUCAACACGCAGUGUUCUACAUGAAGUUAUGGAACAGCAAACAUUGAGCAUUGCAAAGGCAGGCAUUAUUUGCCAACUCAAUGCACGUACAUCUAUUUUGGCUGCUGCCAAUCCUGCCGAAUCACAGUGGAAUAAGAAAAAGAAUAUAAUUGACAACGUGCAACUGCCACAUACACUAUUGUCAAGGUUCGAUUUAAUUUUCCUUGUGCUCGAUCCACAAGAUGAACAAUUUGAUCGUCGUUUGGCCAAUCAUCUUGUAUCGCUUUAUUAUGUUACACGUCACGAAGAGGAGGAUACUAUGUUUGAUGUUAGCGUGCUACGUGAUUACAUUGCUUAUGCCCGGGAUCAUUGCUCUCCCACACUUUCGGAUGAGGCGCAACAACGUCUGAUUCAAGCAUAUGUCGAUAUGCGCAAAGUAGGUGCACGCCGUGGUCAAAUAUCAGCUUAUCCUCGUCAGUUAGAAAGUUUGAUACGUCUAUCUGAAGCACAUGCCAAGAUAAGAUUGAGCAAUGUUGUGAGCGUACAAGAUGUGGAAGAAGCUUGGAGAUUACAUCGUGAAGCUUUGAAGCAAUCUGCUACAGAUCCGCUUUCCGGUAAGAUUGAUGUUGGUAUUCUUACGACUGGUCUUUCUACAGCUGCUCGAAAGAAGCGGGCGGAUCUGGUAUUAGCAAUCAAAGAAAAUCUAAAGAAGAAAGGCAAAGUGCCAACAGUUCCAUACCAGAAACUGUUCAAAGAAGUUAAAGAUGCUUCUCAAAUUUUGAUUACACGGGAGCAAUUCGAGGAUGCUCUCAAAGAAAUACAAGAUGAAGGUGCCAUCGUUGUGAUGGGCAAAAAUACCAUCAGAAUCUGUUAAAGAGUACAAAUAUACAUAAAUAUUCAUACAACCAUAAUAUAAUUUUUGUCGCAGUUUUUUACGUUUUUCAUUAUCUAAAGUUAU
Messenger RNA from Ceratitis capitata (Mediterranean fruit fly), 2978 nucleotides. RefSeq names its product DNA replication licensing factor MCM4 (gene dpa). Gene Ontology annotation, molecular function: ATP binding; ATP hydrolysis activity; single-stranded DNA binding. Gene Ontology annotation, cellular component: nucleus; MCM complex. NCBI's taxonomy places the organism in Eukaryota, Metazoa, Arthropoda, Insecta, Diptera, Tephritidae. The coding region runs from base 291 to 2894 and encodes 867 amino acids. The transcript has 9 exons. Gene Ontology annotation, biological process: DNA replication; double-strand break repair via break-induced replication; mitotic DNA replication initiation. The record is from RefSeq and is a predicted model, not a curated record.